UACCUACGUGUGUGACAUGAAAAUUUAAAAAGUUAGCGUGGAUAAAACAUUUGGUUUUUAAUUUAUUCCAAUGUUACAUUAUACAUAUACACUUAUAAAUGUUUGCCACCAGUAGGUUAAUAAUUUUAGAGAAAAUAGUUGGGAAUCGUGGUAAUAUUAAUUUAAAACGUUGCUUGCAUCAGCGUUAUCAGUACGCGUUUAAAAAUCAGCGUUAUCUGCAAUCUCCAUUGCUAACACCGCCACAGAAAAGCCGUUUUACUUACCGAUACUUGACAAUAAUAAAUCGUGAUAUCGCACUUGUUCGUACUAUAGGUGUGUUAGUGGGCCGUUAUACUCCACCCCAUAUACCGUACGACACCGAAACACGUAAAUUUCAUACCGGUUCAACAGUAAAAGAAACAGUUGAGAUGCCGGAGGUAAAGCCGUUUGAACGUCUUCCUACAACGGUUGUUCCCAAACAUUACAGUUUAACUUUAACUCCGAAUUUAAAAACAUUUAAAUUCGAUGGGGAUGUAACAAUACAAAUUGAAGUGAAAGAACCAACAAAAACCAUUGUAUUGAAUGCAUUGGAUUUGAAUUUUGAUUCAGUAUUUUUGGAUAAUUCAAAUGGCUUUAAAUCAGCACCUCUUCAAAUCAAUAAGUCGGCAGAGGAAGAAACUGCAACCGUUGUCUUUUCAGAUCUUGUUCCUGCAGGCAGUUACAACUUAUCGGCCAAAUUUACUGGCGAAAUUAAUGAUAAAAUGAAAGGGUUAUAUAGAAGUCAAUAUCAAAAUGAAAAAGGCGAAAAAACUUACGCGGCCGUAACACAGUUCGAGCCAACGGAUGCACGUCGUUGUUUCCCUUGUUGGGAUGAACCUGCUCUCAAAGCCACUUUUGACAUCAGUCUCCUCGUACCUGCGAAACUAGUCGCCCUCUCAAACAUGCCAGUUAAAAAAACCACUCAGAUUAGCAAUCUGGUUCGUUACGAUUUCGAAACAACCCCUGUAAUGUCUACGUACUUAGUAGCUGUGGUCGUGGGCGAGUACGAUCACGUGGAGGAUACGUCCUCCGAUGGAGUCAAAGUGCGAGUGUACACUCCUCAGGGUAAAAAAGAACAGGGUCUCUUUGCCUUGGAGGUGGCCACCAAAGUGUUACCAUACUACAAAGAGUACUUCAACAUCGCGUACCCGUUACCAAAGAUCGACUUAAUUGCUAUAGCUGACUUUAGCCCGGGAGCUAUGGAAAACUGGGGCCUAGUUACUUAUCGAGAGACAUGUCUUCUUGUCGAUCCAAAAAAUACGUCAGCAGUUCGGAAACAAUGGAUUGCACUAGUCGUUGGGCAUGAACUUGCUCAUCAGUGGUUCGGAAAUUUGGUUACCAUGGAGUGGUGGACGCAUCUUUGGCUCAACGAAGGUUAUGCGUCUUUUGUGGAGUUUUUGUGCGUUCACCAUCUGUUCCCUGAAUACGAUAUUUGGACGCAGUUCGUCAACGAUAUUUACAGUCGUGCGUUAGAAUUGGAUUGUUUGAAGAAUUCGCAUCCAAUAGAAGUACCUGUCGGUCAUCCUUCCGAAAUUGACGAAAUAUUCGACGAUAUUAGUUAUAAUAAAGGAGCGUCGGUGAUACGUAUGUUGCACCAUUACAUUGGCGAUGAAGAUUUCCGGAGGGGAAUGAAUCUGUACUUAACAAAACACCAAUAUAAAAAUACUUUAACCGAAGAUUUGUGGGCGGCCCUUGAAGAAGCCAGUAAAAAACCAGUGGGAGCAGUGAUGUCGACAUGGACUAAGCAGAUGGGAUUCCCAACCGUGAAAGUUACCAGUAAAUUAGCAAACGACGGUCAAAGUACCAUCUUGAGUCUCUCCCAAAGCAAAUUCUGUGCGGAUGGUGUCCCACCCAAGGAGAAAUACCUCUGGAUGAUACCAAUCUCUGUGUCGACAUCUCGUGAUCCAGAAAAGGCGACCGCAACAACAGUACUUAAGACCGAGCAAGGGGAAAUGGUCAUCCCAAAUGCUGGUUCUGAGGAUUGGAUCAAAGUGAAUCCGGGUACCGUCGGAUUUUAUCGUACCCAAUAUCCACCAGAAAUGUUAGCGAAAUUGGUGCCGGCCAUCAAAAGCAGGGUGUUGCCCCCUUUAGACAGAUUGGGGCUCUUGGACGAUCUUUCCGCUAUGGUUCAAGCUGGACAUACGAACACGGUGGAGGUGCUGAAGUUAAUGGAAGCAUUCGAGGAUGAAACGGAUUACACGGUCUGGUCAUCUAUUGGUAACUGUCUUGCAAAGUUAUCUAUGUUGCUCUCCUAUACCGACUAUUUAGAUGAUUUCAAAAAGUACGAAAAAAAACUUCUUCGUAAAGUGUUGGCACGAUUGGGCUGGGAUGCUUCUGAGAAUGAGAAACAUCUGGAUACUCUUCUGAGAGGCUUGGUUCUGGGUAGAAUGGCAUGGUUAGAUGAUGAAAAUACGAUCAAGGAAGCUAAGUCGCGAUUUGCCAAGCACAUCGCAAACGAUUCUUGUAUACCUGCAGAUCUGAGGAGCGCCUGUUACAAAACUGUACUUCGAAAUGGCAAUGAAGAAACGUAUGAGCAAAUGUUGAAGCUGUUUCGAAGUUCUGAUCUUCACGAGGAAAAGGACAGAAUUAGUAGGGCGUUGGGGGCAACCAAAGACGAAAAAUUGUUAGCUAAGGUCCUGGAAUUCGCCAUGUCUGAAGAAGUUCGUUCUCAAGACACCGUGUUCGUUAUAAUGUCCGUUUCUAUGACCGUAAAAGGUCGUGAUUUGGCCUGGCAGUUCUUUAAAGACAACUGGAAGGUCCUAGUCGAUCGUUACCAGGGCGGUUUCUUGCUUGCCCGUCUCGUUAAGUUCACCACCGAGAAUUUUGUGACCGAAGAGAAAGCACAAGAAGUCGACAACUUCUUCAAGGAGCACAAGUGUCCAGGUACUGAAAGAUCCGUCCAACAGGCAGUGGAAACAAUCCGUUUGAACAGUGCCUGGUUGGCCCGUGACACCGAUGCCAUCAGACAGUAUUUGGCGGCCCAAUAAGACGGACGUGAUUUAGAAAAUGGAUGAUUAUUAAUUACUGUUAUAAUUAUUUCGUUUUCUUAACGGCCAUCUACUGCUUAAAAUUGUAUUUCAAUUGUUCGUAACUUACCUCACCUGAUUUAUGCCAGUGUUUGUACCUUAAUAUUAUGGUGUUGUAAUAUUGUAAUUUUUUGAAAUUUAAAACGCAUUUUGUUGGGUUUAAUAAACACUUUCAGUUA
Messenger RNA from Agrilus planipennis (emerald ash borer), 3223 nucleotides. RefSeq names its product puromycin-sensitive aminopeptidase. Gene Ontology annotation, biological process: proteolysis; peptide catabolic process. Gene Ontology annotation, molecular function: metalloaminopeptidase activity; zinc ion binding; peptide binding. Bases 99 to 3005 code for a protein of 968 amino acids. The record is from RefSeq and is a predicted model, not a curated record. NCBI's taxonomy places the organism in Eukaryota, Metazoa, Arthropoda, Insecta, Coleoptera, Buprestidae. Gene Ontology annotation, cellular component: cytoplasm. The transcript has 9 exons.